Molecule: messenger RNA, 7618 nt
Organism: Gallus gallus (chicken)
Lineage: Eukaryota; Metazoa; Chordata; Aves; Galliformes; Phasianidae
Gene: SLC30A9
Product: solute carrier family 30 member 9
Exons: 18
Coding region: 52-2115 (687 amino acids)
Biological process (GO): transmembrane transport; zinc ion transport; positive regulation of transcription by RNA polymerase II
Cellular component (GO): nucleus; membrane
Molecular function (GO): monoatomic cation transmembrane transporter activity
Source: RefSeq, a predicted model, not a curated record
CCGGGCGCUGGGGGCAGGCGGCGGGGCACUCACCGCCUGCGGAGAAAGGAGAUGUUAUUAUUACACCCCGACGCUCACCGCAGCCUCAGCCCGAGCCCCGGGCCGUGCCUACCUGCAGAAGCCGCCACCUGUGGGAGAAGCGGCGAAAAGCGAAAGCCCUCACCCGCGCGCGGCGCAUGCGCGGCGGGCGGGAGGGAGCGGCCCGUGAGUCAGCGGAGGCCGCCGGGCGCUCCCCGGGCUCGACGCACAUCCGGGUGUCGCGGCGCCUCCCACCGCCGGCUGCCGCCCGCGGUCGGGGGGGGGUGCCGCGCCGCCGGGCCGGGUUUGUCCGAUGCGCAUCGCCGCCCGUUCGGCGGCCGCUGGCGUGCGGCGGGGAGCGGCCGCGCUCCGCCCGAGGUCGCCGCCAUGAUGCCGGCCCUGUCCGCCCCGCGGCGGGGCUGCCGCAGCCUGUACCGGCUGUACGUGCGGUGCCAGGCGGCCCCGCUGCGCCGCGCCUGCCACGGAUGGCAAGCUUCAAUGAAAAGUGGGAGCCUGUUUUGUGUUUUGCCGUGCAAUCGUCUGCCCGUGCAGCUGAUGAGUCAAGUGAGAGUUUAUACCUCCAAUGGUCAGAAAAAAGAUCUCGGAUCAGAGGAUAAAAAUGUCUCUACCCCUGAAGAUGCUGUGCGCAAAGUUGGAACAGGACGAGAUGCUGGCAAUGCAGAUCAAAAGCAGACUUUCCUUAAGGAGCCUAUCCAAGUGAAAGUGAAAGCAGUCCUCAAGAAAAGAGAGUAUGGACCAAAAUACACACAGAACAACUUCAUUACUGGAGUCAGAGCAAUUAAUGAGUUUUGUCUCAAAUCCAGUGAUUUAGAUCAACUGCGGAAAAUUAAACGACGAAGCCCCCAUGAUGACACUGAGACUUUCACUGUGUACCUGAGGUCGGAUGUAGAGGCCAAGUCUCUUGAGGUUUGGGGUAGUCCAGAGGCUCUUGCUAGAGAGAGAAAGCGACGCAAAGAGGCGGAGAUCAAAUACAGAGAAAAUUUGUUUAGAAACCAAAGGCUAUUGAAGGAAUACAGGGAGUUCUUUGGAAAUACUAAGCCACGCUCCAGUGCAGCAGCUAUGUUUUUCAAGGGACCAGGGAAGGUGGUAAUGGUAGCUAUUUGCAUAAAUGGGUUGAAUUUUUUCUUCAAGCUACUUGCUUGGGUUUACACGGGUUCUGCAAGUAUGUUUUCAGAAGCUAUACAUUCUUUAGCAGACACAUGCAACCAGGCAUUGCUAGCUUUGGGCAUCAGUCAGUCUGCAAGGACGCCUGACCCUAGUCAUCCGUAUGGUUUCACAAACAUGCGCUAUAUUGCCUCCCUGAUUAGUGGGGUGGGCAUUUUCAUGAUGGGUGCAGGACUUUCUUGGUAUCACGGGAUCAUGGGCUUACUCCAUCCUCAUCCUAUAGAAUCUCUUCUCUGGGCAUACUGCAUUUUGGCAGGGUCAUUGGUAUCUGAAGGAGCUACCCUUCUUGUUGCUAUAAAUGAAAUCCGCAGGAGUGCUCGAGCCAAGGGUCUGUCAUUUUAUCAAUAUGUCGUGCAGAGUCGUGAUCCGAGCACCAACGUAGUGUUACUGGAAGAUGCUGCAGCAGUUCUAAGCGUGGCUGUAGCUGCUACCUGUAUGGGUCUGACGUCUUUAACAGGAAACCCAUACUAUGACAGCGUGGGGUCUCUUGGUGUUGGGACUUUGCUAGGAACUGUGUCAGCAUUUCUAAUCUACACUAACACUGAAGCCCUGCUGGGACGAUCUAUUCAACCUGAACAACUGCAGCGACUUACUGAGUUACUGGAAAGUGAUCCUGUAGUAAGAGCAAUUCACGAUGUUAAAGCCACAGACAUGGGAAUGAGCAAAGUGAGAUUCAAGGCAGAAGUAGACUUUGAUGGACGGGUUGUUACACGUUCUUACCUGGAGAAACAAGACAUUGAACAGCUGCUACAAGAAAUUCAGCAAGUGAAGACCCUAGAAGAAUUAGAAGCGUUCAUGCUUAAGCAUGGUGAGAAUAUCAUUGACACGCUGGGAGCUGAAGUAGACAGACUUGAGAAGGACCUAAAGCAACGAAAUCCUGAUGUUCGUCACGUGGAUUUGGAGAUACUAUAGACUUAGCAGAAGAAACCUUUAAGUUGAUAGCUAUUUGGGAAGAAGUCAUAUACGUGGCUGAAAAGCUUCUGAAAUGACAGUGACCUCAGCAGCAUACCUCGCUUUAGCUUGCAGGCUUCCCAGACUGUUAGCUCCUUAGACUGCUUCUUUUUCUGGAAGAGCAUUAGAUUUGCAGUCAAAAAUUUCCAUGACAAAUCCACUUGAAAAGCUACUUGACUUAAAUUCUGCUGGAGAAUCUGUCUAUUUACUGCAAUUCAGAACUUCAGACUUGAAGUUUAGAUGGGCAAACGUAACUGCCUGAAAACAUGCAGCACACUUAGUUUUUCCAUUUGUGUCCCUUUGCAGUCAGUUUGCACUUCUUUAGUUUCUUUCAAGAUAUCAUUAAAGGUUCUUGGGAGAUAUUAAGAUUAGCUAUGAUGAGUUUGUUCCAGUGGAACCUGCCAACCUUAAACUAAUAGUUAUAUUUCAGCUGUGUGAUUGUUUCACAGUUUUUCUUUUCUAUGAGAUGAAUUCCUUCGAACAGGCGCUGACCUUCUCUCAAGUAUGGUGACCUGGAAACCUUUUUGCCACCAUUGCAAUUACCAACAGCACAUCAGGAAAAAAAUCAGGUUGUUAUCCUCGGUGGAGUCGGCUGUAUGUGGUCAGCCAGAGGAUAUUGGGAUACUGUGAAGAAAAAAAUGUAGAGGUUUCAGUGAAUUUCCUCUGUUUAAAUUCUGUUCUUUUUUUUUUCCCUACUUCUUCAUUUUUUUCUGUGUGUGUGUAAAUAUCUUCAGAUGUAAUUUGGGAGACACUUAUGGUAGUGUUUAUUGAAAGUUACCUGGCAUUUCUGGCUUUUUAUACUUUUAAUAAGCAGUAUUGCCAAAAAUGGUCAUUGCUAGAAGAUGUAAGAAAUAUAUUUGGAGGUAAUAAUAGUCAAAAGUGUAUUAGAAAUAUUUAUAAUUAAACACUUGAAUACAUUGUAUUUUUUAUUUAUUUACUUGUAGGUAUUUUCCAUUAUCUGAAUUCUAAACUACUUACUCUGUGUUUUUUUUGUUUGUUUGUUUGUUUUUUUAAGAAUUGCCCAUGCUUGUCUGAGAAAGUGAAAGAAUUGUAUCAGUGGUCCUCAACGAUCAUGAGAUAAGUGCCUAGACUUCAUAACUUUGAAACCUGCAAUUCUAGCACUAUACAAAGUCAACUUAAAGGCUUUCUGCAGUGGGCACCCAAGCCCUGCCAGAUUCUUCAAGAACCAGUUGUUUAAUAGAGGCUGUGAUUUGAAAUUUAAGUGAAAUAACUGAGGAAAAUCCUUUGUGCACUUUAAAAUAUUUCAGCAAAAUGAGAAUUCCUCAUGGGUGAGAGGUGGCGUUAAGAGCCUCCUACAAGCGUUGCAGAAAAGAAUAAUUAUGGAAACCAAUAAGUCCAGAUUUGACUAAAAGCUUUUAAUUUUUUUCAUAUUAAACGCAAUUUACCAGUGAAUUAGAAGAAUUUAUACUGGCAUACCUUUUUGCAACUGAGAAGCACUUUGCUUGCUGGUCAUUUUAUGUAGAAGAACAUUCCAGAGGUUGUUUAAAGAUGAGGCAUCACAUAGUCUCUUUAGUAUCCCUGUCCCAUAUUCUUCUUCAUCAGUGGCUUCUUCAUAGCAUAUUAGCUUCUUAUGGCUAAUCCAGAAGGCACCAUUUACCUGUUUGCUCCCAUUGUAGCACCCGUUAGUAUAUUGAAGCCUGAUGAUUUGAAAUAUGUUUAGUGAAAGAUUUUAAAGGCAAUUUUGCAAAUGUACCGUAUCAAGUAAAUACUACUUACUUUAGCACAUUACAAAUCAUUUACCUUUCUCCUCACUCUAUGGUGUGAACUUCAUCUCGACUCAUUAUGCACUCUGCUGAUGUUAGUCUUAUUCAUGAAGAGCACUGGAAUCAGAUAAAUGCAUAACCUCUUUCCUACUUCCUAGAAUAUCUCUAUGGAUUUUGAAUUUGAAUAAACACUUAAAUUGUUAUUCCAGAAAUGUUAAAAACCUGAAGAGGACUAAAACAGGGAAAAUCUUCUUUCUGUGGAGAGGUUGCAGGCAGUCAGUGUGAUGUAAAUGAUUCCUAUGCUGCCAUCAGUGAUGCCAGCAGAAUAAAAAUGUUAUUGUCUGCCACUUUGUUCACUAAGUUAGUAAACAUUACCUAGAUACUGAAGUAUUCCAGUAUCUUUUUAAAGAGCACACAUGAGCUUAUAUUCUUACGGUACAUCUGCUCCUACAGCUUGUAGAAAUGUUUUCUUAUUCAUCAGAGUGUAAUUCAUACGAGUUCUUAAACUGAAUUUCUUUAUCUGAGUCAGAAGUAUACCCGCGUACACAACUUUUGUUUGCGUUGCAAGAAAAAAUAUACAGGUCUUUCCCUCCCAGUUUUAUUAUUGAAUAUAUGAGCACAAUGUGUUAAAUUUAAGAACCUGGUACUUGAAUGCUUUGGAUGGAUCAUAGUUGCAUAGUUUGAGGAUCUAUUUCCAUCCGGAUGGUGGUGUACCACAGAAACGCAGAGAAGUUUUGGCAGUUCCUUAUAAGCUUAUGUAUCUUGUAGUUUGGUGAAAACAUUGACUCAUAGGGCUUGUCAGAUGGGAAAGGUAAGAUAAUUCCAAGUUGUUAUGUUCAUAUAUAUACAUAUAUAGAUAGAUUUGUAGUAUGUUUUUAAAAGUUUUGCUGCUUUACUACUUGAAGAAAAAAAGUUUGAGGUAUGUGGGGCCAGUGCUUAGUUUCCUGUUGGCUUUUCCUUUCCACCAGUGUUCUGCUGGAAAAUGUUUUAUUAAUCCGUUUACAUGAUGGGAUCCUCAGAAUUGAAGAGUAAGAAGAGUGGAGGAGCAGACUUUUUUUUCAUCGUCAGAAAUACAAUUACACGAUGACUCUUUUGCGUGGCUUUUAAGCAGUACUUAAGGAGUGGGGAUUUUGCUAACAAUGAAGUUAUAUUCUACUUUUUUUUUUUCAAUUAAUGUUUAGUCUUCUAAAUAAAAAUCUGUAAAACCUGUGCUAUUUGAAAAGGAUUGUCUUAGUAUUCCAAUAUAUUGAGUGAUCGGAAUGUAUUUUAAGUCAAAGUUGGCUGUAUGCUGGUACAUGUUUUCCUUAAAAAUUUAGUUUUCAGUAAGAUAAGGAUAAGAUUCUGAAGUGAUUAUCUUUGCUCUCAUGAAUCAGUUUAAAGCCUGAAUUGUUUAUAUGUUGUGGAACUCAGCUUUCGUGUCAUGCCCACAGCCUCCCUUUUCUAAAGCAUUUGGUUAAGUGUGUUGCUGGCAUUCUGAUUCUACUAAGUGAAGCUUUUUCAGUUAUAUCCACAGGCCAGAUUUUUGAUGACAGAUUUUUAUUGCCCUCCCCUUGAAAAGGAGAGAGUACAGGGAAAAGGGCUUUAGAUUUUUUUUGCCAAGGCAAUGCGCUGCUUGCAAUUCCAUGUUCCCCUUAUUUGUUGUCAUUUAAGCUGACUUCUUUUUUCCUUAGAAAAACACAAACAUGGAAGUACCGUAGUGAGAUAUGGGCUGCCUGCAAAGAGUUUUUAGUCCUGCAAUUAAAAAAAAUUCUCAGUUUAAGCAAUCCUUUUUCUAAAGAUGAUCUGGAUGCGUUUCUCACAAAGGAAUCCACAGAAGCAUAUUGUCUAAGAGUUGAAAGAAAAGGAUGUCAUUUGGUGGUCAUGUUCUGAUGGCAUUUUGGUUUGAUGGUGUAGGACAAUUGAUUACUAUUGGCUCCUGUGCUGCAACCAAACUUCUGUACGCGCUUAAAAGCUUACACAGCAGAAGUGAAUAUAGAACGAAAAUGCAAUUUUUUCCUAGCUUAAAUAUUGUGCUGCUAUUGUUAAUUCUGAAUAGAGAAUACAACAUCUUUUGCAGUUUUGCUGCUUGGUGUAAGCAAGAAGUUGAGAUGUACUGAAAAGAUUUUUUGUGGGAGUUGUGUAGCUUAAAUAAUUUUUCCUUUCUUGUUGGUGAGAACAGAAUAAUGAAGAUCAGAAGAAAACUGUAGCAGUAUUACGUAUAAAAAGAAAUAGGAUUCCAGGCUUUACAGCACAAUAGUCUGAUUUCUGAAAGCUGUCCCUUAAGGAACAUGAAACAUGCCCUGUGGUUAUAUGGGCAGUAGAAACUGCAGCCAGUCAGUCUUCGUUCUCAGGCUGAAGCAAAAGAAAAGAUAUUCCAACAAACGUGUGGUACAAAGAAGAGAAUACAAGAUGCUGAGCAUUUGGGAGUGGGAAGAGGUCAACACGAUCUAAAAAACGUGGCCAGAAGUAGGAAAUGAUGAUCAGAGAAGAACAGUUGGAAAUGGCAUUUGAUUAGAAGACAUAAAAUGACAUAGGAUAACAUUUUCUUUUUAGCAAUAUUAAGAGAGUUGGCUGAUUUCCUCCCCCCCCCCCCCCCCCUCACCCAUCCCCCAGAAGUGAAAACUCACACAAUCAUAGCAAACUUGAUACUCAGGGGAUGGUAUAAUCUCAGCUGGAAGCUUUGUUGAGGAAGUGUGCGCUAGGUGAGUGGCGGUGAAGUACUUUUAAUUGUGGAAGUGGGUGCUGGAGUGCGUUAAAGUGAAAAUGAUUGAGACACCAUGCUGAAAUAUUGAAGAAGUGCAGCGUUGUAAGGACUGCAAAACUGUUGCAGUGGCCUGCGACCAUUGUUGAAUAUAUUAGUCUGUAUUUUCAGGUUGUUUACAUGUCUGUGGAUAUGCAAGAUUUCUGGAUAAAUCAUCAUGCUCUGCAAGGGAGCUAAAGAGAACUUCCAAGCGGUAAUACGAAGAGGACGUACAUUUUAUAAAGCUCCACUGAAUACAAAAUAUAGCAGAUCUGGAGCAAAUCGGUGUUCUCAAGGACAAUUUCUUUGUAAAAGCACUUAUUAAAAUAUAAGGUCUUGGUUACUUCUCAGAAGUGUCAGACUAAGAGUAAGCCUGGUCGUACUUCUGUAUUAUCAGUGUUCGUAGCGCUGUUACGGGGACAAGGUGUCUACUAAAAUAGUGAAAUACAACUCCACACUAAUAUAAACUAAGUUCGAUUUUUGCAACUUAGGCUGUACUUAAAGCAUUUGAAGUUGUGAUCAGCUGCUGAUCUGAAGACAGAAGAAAAAAUUAUGCAAUGUUGUGUAAAUGAUGUAAAUACAAAGCUUUUUGUAAGUUUCUCUUCAAAGUAAAGACACUGCAAAAGGAUGCAAGGUGAAGUGUCUGAAAAAUGUCCGAAGCCUUUGGAAGGUGCGUUGGUUAUUGCCAAAACUGCCAGAAAGUCUGGAAGCCAACAGUGAGGAUAUUCAUUGGUGGUAGAACUUUCAAAGGGCGGUCUUAACAUUGAAACAUGUUUUUCCGUGCAGCCUCUUAAUCGAAAUCAUUCUGUUACCCUUCUGCACCCUUCUGAUGCUUGCUGGUGUGCUGGCUUUUUCAUUCUCUCUUGGUUACUUCAUAUUAGUAAAGAGAAGUCAGUUUGAUUUGUGAGGUGUAGAUAUUUAUCUGCGUAUGUUUUCUCAUGUAAUUAUGAUUGAAUUUGGUACAUCUUGUAAAAUGUCUGGAAGCUGUAAUUAUUCAGUAAAAUGUUCCAUAGCUGGUAAA